AAUCAGCUCGGACAGGCUGCGCAGGCGGCCAUGUAACUAUUCUGCGUGCGUCAGCGACCUCGUGCGCGCGCUCGCACACGUCUCAGGUGUGCGCCAGGUGUAGCCCCGGACCCGCCCACAAGGCAAACUCCUGUCAGCCAUAAACUGCAGCCUGUCAGUCCGCAAGAGAGCACCGCAGAGGGAGCACAACAGUCUCCAGAGUUCCAGAAAAACAGAGAGGACUUCCCUGCUUCACUGGGCAAACUACGGCAGCUGAUAGAAGACAAAGUUCACAUCCUACAAUUCCCCAUCACUGAGGAGCAACAGAGUCUGGUGUGUGAGGAUAACACAGGACGAGGAGGACUGUGGAGGUUUGCCGUUUUGAGUGAGCAGCUGACCUUUCACCUCCAGCAACUGCAGAGACAGACAGAGCAGGAGCUCAGCAACAUACACGCACAACUCUUGCAGAUUAAAGGCCGUCAACAGCUGCUGACCACUGAGCUUUUUAAUCUUCAGGAGAAGGAGAAGCAGACUGAACAAGAGCCGACGAGAAACUCCAGCUUUCAGACGUCCACUUUGUGUGCUUGUCGGGAGCUUCAGGGCUCCAUCACAGAGCGUUUGCUCCAAUCAGAGAGGCUGGUGUUCCAGGAGGAGGCACUGAGCGCGCUCCAUAACCUGCUGACCCAAGACCUGCAGAGGUACCAGGAAGAGACGCAGAGACUGACCUGUUUUACACAGAAAAUACUCAAACAAUCCCACAGCUCAGACAAAGAAGAAACAUUCACCAGCAGACCGAGAGACCGCAGCAUGCAGGGAAAGAACGAGACAGAACAAGAAAACAACAUGCGCGCACCCGAGUCCUCUUCCUCCCAGCCACCACUUAGUCCUCACCAGACCUCCAACGAAGAAGUGGCAGAGCAGACCUGGAGAGCCAGUCACAAGAAACCAUCUCCAGGCCUGCCCCGCAGGUCAAACCUGCACCGAGCCGGCAGCAUCAAAGACCUGAUCAGUAAAUUCUCUGGUCAAGAUCACGCCUCUACUUCCAGUUCCCCACAGAGCCCCUCCUCUGGAACAGGACCAAAGUCUGCUUCUGCAGAGGCCCUCGAGUCUCCAAAUUCCAAGUUGAGUCAGUCCACGCCAAGCAGCGUCGGACGAGACGAGAGUCUAGUUCCCAGCAUCACUGUGACCCCUCCGUUAAGGGAAACCAGUCAGAACGGGGCUGAAACAGCGCAGAGAGGUACCACAAGUCAGAUCACUGCGCGAAUCGAUUGUCCAGUAGGAAGCAGCACUGAGAAGACUGAUUCACAACCAGGGAACAAAACACAAACCACAGACUCUGGUAGAGACUCAGUGGCUGACUCUGGCAUGGGUUCGGAGUCUGAAUUCGAUUCGAACAAGCAGCUAGACAGCCCGUCAGAGGACGAGCCCCCCACACCCCGGAUGGUGCCGACCAGCCAGAACCCGAAAUAUCAGCUGUUCCUCAACAACGAGAUGAGGACCAACGGGGUGAGUGGCAGGGAUGCAGAUGGUCUGAGAGGCGCCGGGUCAGUGGGGGAGAACAGCCCCAAGCUGGCCCAAUGGGAGAUCAAUCGGCUGGGGCUGAACAACUACAGAGGGUCCCUGGAGUCCCUGGCCUCGCGGGACUGGGACACUAUGUCUGACAGGUUUGGUGUUGGUGACAGCCCCUCCAGGGUGUUCAACAGUCCAUACUCCACGGCCACCUCCAUGGAUUACAACCCCAUGUACCGAAUGUCUGAGUUCAAGGUUCAGGGUGGACUGUCUCCUACCACCUCAGAGAUGAACCUGUACAGCUUCAACAGUCGCAGCACCAGUCCAGUGGGCAUGGUCACGCCCACCCUCACCUCCCCCCGCACCCGGUUCUCUGCCUACGACACUCUGGUGAAGAGGAGGACAGAGCUCAACAACACUGUGGUACCCACCCACUACAGCAUGCGCUCUGCCACUCUGGGGGCGCCCAAUAAAAAAGACUACAUAGAGGAGUUGACCAAACAGAUGGACGCCUGCCAGAAGCGUAACCAAUUCCUGGAGGCAGAGAGUGUGGAGAUGGAGAAGGAGAGGAACCAGAUAAGGUUUGAGAUGCGUGGCCUGCUUGUGAACAACGAGGACCUGCUGAGGACCAACACUCAGCUGUCCAACGAGAUGAAGAGGAUGAGAGAGCAGAUGAUAGAGAUGGAGAGAGAGAACCAAUCCAUGGGCGAGAAAUACAGAGAGAUGGAGAUUGAGGUGAAGGAGGCCCGGGACAUGAUGGUGGAGGCCAACACUCAGGAGUAUGCCUUCAAUUUUCUCCAGCAGUCCCUCAAAAACAAGAUCCAGGACGCUGAGGAGAACCUAGAGAAGCAGACGCAGCACGCCCAGGCUCUGGCUGAGAAGUUGUGGCUGGCAGAGAGACAGCUGGAGGAGCUGGAGGUCGACAAAGACACUAAAGACAAGAGGACGUAUGACCUCAACAGCACCAUCAUCAGACUGGAGACAGAGCUGGAUGAGGCCCUGAAGGUGUCCACGCAGGCAGCAGCGGAGCUGAGCCUGCAGCAGAAGCUGCGCGAGGACAGCCAGCUGAGGGUGGAGGAGCUCGAGGAGUCUCUGCUGGAGAAGGAUCAGGAGCUGCAGAGACUGCAGGACCUCGUCAACAGACUGCAGGGAGAGGUCUCUGGUAAGCUGAUUGAUAAGGAGCGGACGCUGGAGGAGGAGAUCCAGCUGAGAGAGAGGAUACAGCUGCAGUGUAAGCAAGCGGAGAGGACGGUGGACGACCUCCACAUGGAGCUGCAGAGCACCAACCAGACCAAAGAUGACCUGGUCAAACAACUCAAACAGGCUCAGGAGAAGAUGAUCGACCUGGAGAGCGAUCUGGAGGAGCUGCAUGACAGCGAGCUGAGAUGGGCCGCCAAACACAAGAGAGCUAUCGAACAGACUGAGCAGCUGCAGCUGAAGCUGAUUCAGGAGAAGGAUCUGAACGACCUGCUGGAGACUGAGAAGGCCACCAUGGAGAGACAGCUGCGCGAGCUGCGUCUGGAGGUGGAGGAGCUUCACAGCUCCAGAGUUCAGGAGGAUGUCAUCUCCAGGACGGAGAACAGAGUCAAAGAGCUGGAGAACGUUCUGAGGACUGAGGAGAGGAACAAAUCAGUUCUAGUAAACACCAUCAGUAAACUGGAGAGGAGGAUCAACGAGCUCAGCGAUCAGAUGGAAGAGGAGAACAGGAUAGCUACCGAACAGAAAGACCUGAUGACCCAGAGGAUCCGCACUCUGAAGCGGCAGCUGAACGAGGCGGAGGAGGAGGCGAGCAGGAGGGAGGCGCAGAACCGCCAUACCCAGAGGGAGCUGGCCGAGGAGAGGGAGACGAGCGGACGGCUGCAGAGGCAGCUGCUCGACCAACACAUGCAGACAAAGCGUAAGGAGACUCUGACAAUUCGUCAAACUCUGGACAACCUGAGGUUGGACCUGAGUGUCGACGAUGAAGACGACGAUCACCUGCUGACAAACAACUUCACCAAAGUCUAAACCCUCACACUCCACAUUCUCUCAUUACAAAACAAGUGUGUAUAUGUAUAUUUUGAAAAGCAUAACACAGGCUACAGCUUUACACUGACAGUGCAGUUACGGUGUGUUGAUGUGAUAUUUUUUAAACCUGCCCCCAUCGCUUUAUUACAGUGACAAGAGGCAUCUGCAGACUGCACAAGUCCAUUCUUCCAAAGGGGAAAAAAAAGACUCCAGGCAGACUGACGUCUGUUGUGAUGAACACACAACGUACAAAAAGUACCGUAUGAGUGACGUGAAACACAAAGAGCCAGCAGAGAAACUUAAAAGUGAAUAUUGUUAAAUCAUAUAGUUGGCUGCCCAGUGUCUAUAUGUGGGAUCAGACACAACAGAAAAUAAGGAUAAGCAGAAAAUAGCUUGUGUGAAAUAAAAAUAUUGCCUUGUACAACAAUUUUAAUUAUAGCUAUGGGGGGGGAUUACUAUGUAAUCUGGUACUAAUUAUAGAGACAAAAUUAUUGAUUUUCCUUAAAAGAUCUUUUCCAUUUAAACACAAAUAAAUUCAUUAUGCAUUAAUUACUGGACACUAUAAUCUCCUUAUACUGUAUACUGAAUUGUAAGCCUGCUUGUAGACAAAUUUGAAAUGUUUGCAUGUUUAGCUGACCUCCUAUGCACUGGCUAAAAAACUCUCAAGGUUAAACUUGCAAUUAAUUUAAAUUAAUUGGAAGUGGCAUAGUUCUUUCCAGGAAACCUAUCAAGAAAUUGUUAGGACAUUCCAGACCUUACAAAUGUAUCGCCCUCUCCUGGUGAACAGCAGGAACGACAACAGUAACCAUUUACAAAAAUAAUAAUAAUCACAGAGCACUGUAGAGAGAAGGUCGUGGUGGGCUUACAGCCUCACUGUCAGUGCAACGGACUCAGACACAUCAGAUUCACCUUUCAACAAGUCAAAUGCCUCUUUUGACAUGUUGAACAUCAUCUUUUCUCCUUUUCUAUUACAUAGAAUAUUAAAUAGAAUCAUGGUGCAUCUACUUGUUUGCCAAAGAAAAUAAAUGUACAUGAGCUUGGUACAGAGAGAUGUUGACCUACAUAAAGGGAAAACUUACUAGUGACAAUAAUGACAUAACAAGGAUAAAGGUGCCUUGUAGUUUUUAAUAUCUUCUUGUAGUUGCUACAACAGACAGCUGGAGUCUGUUCAAAUUAGCUUUAAACAGCCAGAAGUACAUUUUAGAGUCUAUAGAGUGUUUAUAUGCAUGCAGUUGCACAAAAGCUUUAUGGCGGUAAAGUCUGAACGAGCACUUUUAACUCUGACAGACUUCUGUUGGAUGACAUUUGUAACGGGACUUUGGGAAUCCGUUUUUUCAGUUUUUAGAAUCACUGAUUUCUUGUAAAUUUAACAAAUGUCUCCAAUUUUGCAGCAUUAUUUGUCUAUAUUCGAUUGAGUUUUGCUGACAGUUCUUUCAUAAAGAGGGAUUUUCCAUGUUAGAAGCUGUUUAGUUUAACAUUUAUAACACAUUCAUCUACAGUAUUUAAACAUAUUCCACACUGGUUGUUGACAUAUUACAGGGUAAUGACACACAACAUGACUGCGGAGGAGGGAUCUUUGGAUGUGCUUGUAGCAGUUUUUGAUUCACACACAGAAACAAUUAAGAGAUUAUUUAUAUUGAAACCUUUUUGUGUUUGUUGUUUUUAUGAUUUGAAAAUUUACUUUUCUGUUUGCAAUGGCUUGCAGGGCAAAACAUUAUUUUAGAGAAUGAAAUUUUGUAUGAUUUUAGAGUUCAGUUUUUUUAGGGGGUUUGCUCCCUAAAAAAACUAGAUACUUGGCAUUAAUCUCCAUCUUUGUUAAUUGUAUUUUAUCCAAAUUCACUCAAACCAGACAAAAAUAAAAAAGAAUGUUUUCUCAAAGUACAGAUUUUAAAUGUUUACAGCUGAGACGUUUUAGCUCUCAGAAGUAAAAUAAAGGUCUAAAUACAGUUUUGAUCUAAGAUGUGUGUUAAUGCAAAGUGUGGAAGAGGCAGAAAACAACAACAACAACACAAUUUAACAGUUUAUUGUGUUAGAAACAGAUUAUAUGCUAUGUGGUUUUCUGUACCAUCUGUUAAAUGUUCUGUAUGCUUUGUUUUGGGAUUUUUUUCAAAAGAAAACUAAAUGCACAGACAAACAGGGUUCAGGUUCAAAAAUCACUGGUUUCAUUCUCAAAUAUCGACAAAGUUCACCACUACUUCAGUUUUAAAGACCACUCACUUCUUCCUUUUGAUUGAGUAAAUUAAACCUAGCCAUGUUAUAAUAGUUCUCUGCAUGUUCGUUGCUUUAAGGACAUCUGUCAUACACACAUAAAGCUCAUAUUCAUAUGCAGUUUGGAUUCUCUGUAUACAUUUGUUGGUGUAUUUAGCUUUUUUGGAAACAGGAGUAUAAAUCAUGUUUUGUCUAUGAAAGAGUUUCAUAUUUCAGCUCUGCCACUUGUGUUUUUUGGUUUAUCUUUCCUCAUAACAAAAGAAAGUGACGGUGUCUACAUAUAUGUAAAAAGAAAUAGAAUACACUGACUUAUUUUUGUAACUACAUUUCACAUUCUACUAGUUCUAAUGUUCUCGGGUAUUUAUUUUAGUUUUUCACAUUCUCUCUUUUGGUGAGAAGUUUCUUAGUAGAAAAUGCAAAUAAAUUCUUCUCCACUGUGAA
Siniperca chuatsi (mandarin fish) is the source of this 6144-nucleotide messenger RNA. RefSeq names its product cingulin-like protein 1. The record is from RefSeq and is a predicted model, not a curated record. Lineage: Eukaryota; Metazoa; Chordata; Actinopteri; Centrarchiformes; Sinipercidae. Bases 787 to 3495 code for a protein of 902 amino acids. Gene Ontology annotation, cellular component: myosin complex. The transcript is spliced from 23 exons.